UUUACAAUAAUGAAGUUUUCUCAGCCAGACCUGAUUAGGUCUGACCCAGCUUAUUAAGAUCAUUCAAGGUUGGGUAGAUACUACCUGGGUUCUUCUAAAUUAAAAAUGGAAUAAAAGAUUUGCUUAAUAAACAAAAUCUACUUUCUUUCUUAACCCCCCACCUUUUCCUUCCAUACAGGAUAUAUUUAAAGUGCAGUCUCAAGGUUUCUUAAAAUGGGUGUUACUUCUCAUUAGCAUCCUAUUAACAAUUGACACCUUAUUCACAAUUAAAGUUGUGGGCAAAGCAGGUGAUCUUGCUUUAUAUAGCCAUGACAAUUUCUUAAACAUUAAACGGCUGUUAAAAGUACAGGAGCAACAGGUGUGCCUCCUGCUCACAAGCAGUGGAGACUAAGGGUUGACACCUUUUUGCUCAAGCAUAUGAAGGAAUAGGAAGCUUAAAUUGAUGCAAUCCAGGAUUGCAAACAGAGAACCAAGGGUGAUAGUUAAAUAACACAUGGUAGAUCUGAGCUAAUAUUGCUUUCAUAAGCAUUUAUAAGUUUGUUUCCAUCACAAAAAAAAGUCCUCACUGAUCAUAGUUUAGCUUGCAGGGUUCAGAGGGAGGUAAAGAAUAGAAAAAUAAAAGUAAAGCCAGUUUAAAUACCAAUAUUCUUUCAGAAAUCAAUGCACAUUUUUCCCCUGGAUGAUGUUUGAACCUGGGAGGGAGAUUGGAACCCAAAUCUCUGUAAUCAUAGGUUGAGUGAACAAACCAGCUAAUCUAGAAUGUGGUUUGUUUAGGUUUGGCUUAAUGUGUUACACCCAACCAUUCUGGCUUAUAAACCAUGGUUUAUGUCAGCAUAUUGUAUGAACCUAGCAAAUUGUGGUGUACUUAAUUAUCUAGCAUUAAACAAUGGUUUAGCAUGAUGUGUGAUUCAGUCCACCAUCUUGCGUGAGUGUUCUAAUACUGCAAAGUAUGUGGCGUUAAAUGAUUGCCAAAGAUUUUGGAGCAAGCUAGUAGCCAAACACUACAAAGACUUGUAUAGAACGACAGAGAACUAGACAUUCUGGGGUCUUUGGGAACAACAAGGAAAACAGAGUCACUCACCUUGGCCUUGGAAUUUUCAAAUAAGUUUCAUUGGAAAUGCAACAAAACUUGGCUCUAAAGCCAAUUUGCAUUUUGACAGAUUUCUUUCCUCUCAUAAGACUAUGUUUAUUCCAUACUAACUAGGAUUUCCAAAAUUAAAAUACCGAAGCUGAAAGCUUUGAAAACUGUUCUGUAUGUUGGACCUAUUUCAGGGGUUGAGGUUUGAAGAAAAAGUUGAUAUAAGACAUCAGCUGGCAUGUAAUGAUAAAACAAUGGCAUGUUUCAAUUUGUAUAAAAAUAAAUGAGAAAAUGACACUAUUUCCCUAAUAUUUUACCAGUGUUCUAAUGGAUGAAACAGCUCUCUCCCAGUAACACUAUUUUGGCCCUGUUCCAUACCUACCAAUUUCUGCUUGCCUCCACUAUUGUUCUUCAGUUACCAGCAAGGAAUAUCACUGACACCGAAUGUACUUCCCGGAAAAAGAACUUUGCAGCGCAUACAGGACACAUUUGUCAGAGAAGCUGUGAACGCCGCGAAUGUUCAAAAAGCAGAAAGUGUGCAUGCGAUGGUAAAUGUGGACUGAGUUGCAUUUCUCCAGCCUUAAGGUGUCCAUGGCCUGAGACAAUUGAUAAUGCUGAGACACACUUGGCCCAGGAAUCCCAUAAGUUUGGGGACUACAUGACAGUGACCUGCAAGUCUGGAUUUAGAAGGUUGGAUGGGCAAGGAAUGGUAAUCAGCCGCUGUCAAGGAGAUGGAAAGUGGAGUUUCACUGCACACUGUGAAGAUGUUCUUAAUUUUUCAUCCUUUUGCAAACCUCCACCUGAGAUUGAAAAUGGAUACCAUGAAGAUGGUCCUUACACCAUAGGAAAGGAAGUGCUGUAUAAGUGUAACCCUGGAUACUGGUUACAGGGGGCUAAUUCUCUCUUAUGCCAAGAAAAUGAGGAAUGGUCAGACAAUGCUCCAACUUGCCAUCCUGUUACCUGUUCCCGGCCACCCAACAUUGCUGAGGCAACACUGGUGGCUGUGCAUCAGACUGAAUACCCUGUAGGAACUGUAAUUUAUUACUUGUGUAAAAAGGACUUCUACCUAGAUGGCUCUAACAGAGUCAUCUGCCUGAAAAAUGGAAGCUGGUCCCAACUGCCAUACUGUAGAGCCCGCUGUCCCAUCUUUGCCCAGAGGAGUCGGAUGAUCUACCAUGGACGGAAGGUUUGGGCCUAUGAGAUCCCAAAUGGUCUUGUUCACCACGGUGAAACCAUCACAUUUUUCUGCCGAAGUCAGAAUAAGACCUGUAGUUUUGAGGCUGAAAGUCAUUGUUUUGAUGGUGUAUUGAAGAUGCCUGACUGCUAUGAUGAACCUACAUAUUUGCAAUACCAUCUAUUCCCCAAAAGAGUUGUAUCUGAAAUACAAGCUUGUUGAACAUCUGACCAGUCACUUCUUCAGCAGUGAGAUCUGCCUCCUUCUCUUUGUUCAAGCUUGACAGACAUCCUGGAAGUCCAGGGGGAAAAAAUGGAAAUAAGAAGAUCAAUACCAAGAAAAGAAGUCAACUAGUAAAAAGAGACAGCAGGCCUGAGUAUUGAAAUGCUGUAGCUGGCAUUCUUGUCAAUCAAUAGUUAGGUGUUUAUUUUAUUUAUUUUUAUCUGUUGCUUACUAGGUGAGCACAAAGAUUCUUUCAGGCCACUCCAAACCACAACUCAAUUUCUCCUGUACUUUUUUUUUUUAAAUCUUCCUUCCACAAGCCAAAUCGUUAAACUUACAAGUAAGCCCCAACACUAUCCACCAAAUAGAGGAUUUUAAGCAUGAAGGUUCAUUUAAAGCCCACAACAAGCAAAGGCACAUAAUGGGCAUUCAUCGUUAUGAUCCUAAUC
This is a messenger RNA of Candoia aspera, 2923 nucleotides long. RefSeq names its product protein lev-9-like. NCBI's taxonomy places the organism in Eukaryota, Metazoa, Chordata, Lepidosauria, Squamata, Candoiidae. Bases 1410 to 2474 code for a protein of 354 amino acids. The transcript has 8 exons. Gene Ontology annotation, biological process: complement activation. The record is from RefSeq and is a predicted model, not a curated record. Gene Ontology annotation, cellular component: extracellular region. Gene Ontology annotation, molecular function: serine-type endopeptidase activity.